This is a messenger RNA of Pseudomassariella vexata, 3008 nucleotides long. RefSeq lists its product as uncharacterized. The transcript has a single exon. Gene Ontology annotation, cellular component: cytoplasm. The record is from RefSeq and is a predicted model, not a curated record. Bases 339 to 2882 code for a protein of 847 amino acids. Gene Ontology annotation, molecular function: protein kinase binding. NCBI's taxonomy places the organism in Eukaryota, Fungi, Ascomycota, Sordariomycetes, Amphisphaeriales, Pseudomassariaceae.
UGUUCGGGAUCCUGAGUCUUGCAAGUCAUUGGAAUCACUUCUGUCUACACUCGUUUUGGUUUCAAAAGACCACUCCCACUUCUCCUUAGCACUCUGCUCAACAUCCAGCACCGCUUCAUUAUCUGUGGAGUUGACUUCAAGCUUCAGUUGUCAGGACUAACAACUGCGUUUUCUCUAGAUCGCUCUUGGCUGGUUGCAGGAUAUACUCGGAGCGUCCCGAAGUCUGUUCGACGACACCUUCAGACGAACCCUUCUUGGAAAUUUCCAACUCGAACCCAAAAGCCGUUCGCAAAGUGCUGUUAUAUUUUCGUUCUCCAUGUCGCCGUAAAUCGUCACAAAUGGAUUCAGAAGACGGGGAGUUCUUCAUCAAGCAGUUGGCCGGCUUCGUGCGCACACACGAGAAGGCGCUGGCCAACGCGCUGCAAUUUCGAAGACAACCCAAUACGGCCCGUCAUGGCACUUCUCACAGCAUCUCGGCUUUGCCUCCGACCACGCCGCUGUCACCGACCCGACCUUCGAUGCCCGAGCGGCCUUCGACAUCCUCGUCGACUAAUACCCUUGCCACAGCCUUAUCGUUCGGCUCGUUGAAUUUCACUUCGCAGAAUCUGAAGCCGGCCAAAUUGGCACUUACGCCACACCAUCUGUUCUACCUGUUGUCCCGUUUCGAGGAUAUAGGGAUCAAUGUCGGGCCCAUGAAGAUUCGUUUGGAAAGUCUUCACGACACAUCGACUAGCGCCAACUAUGUGUCGUUCCUCAGCUCCUCGCAGCGAACGCAGAGCCGCGGCUCUGAUGUCGUAUCAAUCCGCUCCGUAUCAAGCGUCAGGAGCGUCAUGUCUGGCAUGUCGGCUUUGUGGGCCAGCUUCGGCAUUGGGUCGAGUAUUUCUGCGUCUCGGAACGAGAGGCAGAAGGCUGCCGCGUUGGCUGACCUGAAAUAUCUCUACUCGGCCUUCACGAAAAUACCAUGCCUAAGACUCGCCCCAGACUGGCGUGCCAGACUGAUUCGCGGUUACGAGGAGUUCCCGUUCGAUUCCGCUGUGCCACUGUACGUCUUCAAGAACCUUCAGUCGCUGGAAAUUAGCGGGAUCGACUUCCGACAGUUCUUCGGCUGGGACCGCCUUGCAGAACAGAUCCGGUCUCUAACGCUGAAGCGUGCGAGCAUCGACGACCCCGCAGAUAUCCUUAUCGACAUUGUCAUGGACGACAUGGAGCAGCGGCGGCGUCGUUCGUCCAAGGCUCAGGCAUCCCCCACCUACCCGCAUUCUUCAAGCCCGCGGCGGAGCCCUACCACGUCCCAAGCCGAGUUUCACAAGUCUACCUCGGCCCCAGGCUCACCGGAUGCCCGUAGCUCGCUUGGCGAUCUCGCUGUCGGAUCGAUAGGAACUGACGCCACCUCACCGCAAGGUAGCCGUCGAGCGUCGGUGGUUAAGAUCGAAACAGACGAGCCAAGGUCCCCAAGCAAGUCAAACCGGCCUCGGAGUCAUUCGCCUAACCGCCCCAGUACCUCCCGCCAUCAUUCCACCAACCCAAGAGCCUCGUACAAAGUCAGACGCUCUGGGUCCGGCAGCUCGCAUUCUAGCUUGUCCGAUUCAUGGCACAAUAGCCGGAACAGUGCAUCUAAUCUAUUGGCCAUGGGUGUUCUCCCUGCCUCGAAAUGGCGUUUCCUGAAGCAUCUGAGCUUGGCCGACAACUCGUUGACGGCGAUUCCCGCCUCCAGUCUUACCCCAUUGGCCAAUACUUUGGGCUCUCUUGACCUGUCGCUAAACCUCUUCACGCAGAUUCCUGAUAGCCUGGCCACUCUGACCGCUCUGCGAGCUCUCAACCUUUCACAUUGCAUGAUAGAUUCUCUGCACUCUCUGACCCGCAACCCGCUACCUGCCCUCACCGCUCUGAAUCUGCGUGCCAACCGUCUGAAAUCCCUAGCUGGUGUUGAGAAGCUGUAUCCAUUGGAAAGAUUGGACCUCAGGGAGAACCGUUUGACGGACCCCACCGAGUUAGCACGCUUGACGGGAAUCCCAGACCUUCGCGAGAUAUGGGUUGAGGGUAACCCCUUCACGCGAACACAUCGUGAUUAUCGUGUUACCAUUUUCAACCUCUUCCGCAGAACCCCGGGAUAUACGGAAGACAUCAUUAUCGAUGCGUCAGGUCCAAGCUACUCGGAACGAAAAUAUCUCGUUGAACGUGUUGCCAUUCCCGCUGCGGUGCCAGUGGUGAAGGCACCUGUUCCAGAAGUCCCCGCCGUGGAUGUUAGCAAACCGGCGAUCGUCUAUGAUGUGCCCAAGGAACAAUCUGACCUGCGAAAGGAGCGGCCUACACCCAAAGCUGUUGCUAGCGAGGUCAACACGAGCUCGACGCGGCGCCGGCGGACGCCAAAGCGAAGGAUCGUUGAUCUAGCCACCAAUGACGCAGUCGCCACGACGAUCCAGGCUCAGGGACUCGAACAGCUCGCAGCUGAAGCCACAGCUGCCGCUGUCGGCUCGGAGAGUAACUACCGCAUCUCCCAUGCACCAGAAGUCCAGAAAUUCUCUUCGCUGCUCACAGAGACGAGAUCCUCAUCUUUAAUGGGCCCUCCCGAAGUGCCUCGCAUCGAUACAAGCGUCGUAUCUCAGACACCAAUGAGUUUUUCAAGUACAGAGACGCCGAUCUCUUGGAAAGGCGCCCAGGAUUGGAAUACCAGUGGUGAAAUGUACCGACAAAAGAUAGAGGCCUUGCGGGACAAAAUGGGCAAUGGCUACCUGAGCGUUCUUAACGAGGAAAGCUGGGAGUCCCCACGGCCGGCCACAUACGUGGGUGACUACAGCCAAGCUUCUGCUAUUCGACCAAGUCCCACGACUCCACGAACAACCAGUGCGCAGACCAUUCAUAGUGGCCGUACCCUGGGGUAACGGAAACCCACAGGUCUGGCCACUCUCCUCAUCCUUUCUCUCCAGGCCACUUGUCGGUCAAAUUUGUCACAAACAUACCCCGAUGGUGUUUGACGUGUCCUAUACACGCAUCUACACACCCUCAUA